Messenger RNA from Fukomys damarensis (Damara mole-rat), 1802 nucleotides. It is a transcript of the gene Kcnk6, whose product is annotated as potassium two pore domain channel subfamily K member 6. NCBI's taxonomy places the organism in Eukaryota, Metazoa, Chordata, Mammalia, Rodentia, Bathyergidae. Gene Ontology annotation, cellular component: membrane. Bases 288 to 827 code for a protein of 179 amino acids. The record is from RefSeq and is a predicted model, not a curated record. Gene Ontology annotation, molecular function: potassium ion leak channel activity. Gene Ontology annotation, biological process: potassium ion transmembrane transport; stabilization of membrane potential. The transcript has 3 exons.
GCCAACACCUCGGACCCCACCUGGGACUUCGCCUCGGCGCUCUUCUUCGCCAGCACGCUGGUCACCACUGUGGGAAACCGUGGCCCUUGGUCCCGGGCAGCCACUCUACCCCCGCCUCCUGGGAAUGUGGUGGUGGUGCGGCUGGGGUUGAAAUCAGGGCCAAGCAUAGGUGCCGAGUGGGCAGGAGGCUUCCCAAUCACCCUGCAGGCUACGGCUACACCACGCCGCUGACGGACGCGGGCAAGGCCUUCUCCAUCGCCUUCGCACUCCUGGGCGUGCCGAUCACCAUGCUGCUGCUGACCACCUCAGCCCAGCGCCUGGGGCUACUGCUGACGCACGCACCCCUGUCCUGGCUGCGUUUGCGAUGGGGCUGGGACCCCCGGCGGGCGGCCCGAUGGCAUCUGGUGGCCCUGUUGGCGGUCAUAGUGACCAUCUGCUUCCUGGUGCCGGCUGUGAUCUUUGAGCACCUUGAGGAGGCCUGGAGCUUCCUGGAUGCUUUCUACUUCUGCUUCAUCUCUCUGUCCACCAUUGGCCUGGGAGACUAUGUGCCUGGCGAGGCCCCCAGCCAGGCCCACCGGGCCCUCUACAAGGUGCUGGUCGCAGUGUACCUCUUCCUGGGCCUGGUCGCCAUGGUGCUGCUGCUGCAGACUUUCCGGCAUGUGUCUGACCUCUAUGGCUUCACGGAGCUCAUCCUGCUGCCUAAUCCUUUGCCUGCCAGCCUCCGCGAGGAGGAGGAUGACCAGGUGGACAUUCUGGACCCCCAGCCGGACCUGCACCAGGAGCUCUCUGCCGGCUCACAAGCCGACUACGCCUCCAUCCCCAGGUAGCUGGGCCGGCGCUGAGAGCUGAGCAGACACGAAUGUCCACACCUGUGCACCGGAGGCCCUGUCCUCAACUCUCCGCCUGAUAAUGUCUCCGUGUUCUACAGUGCUAGGCCGGCCGGCAGGGACCUCUGGGCACCAGGAGCUUCCUGUCCACUUCCCUUUCUCUCACUUUCCCUCACACUCUGGCUCCCUGGUGCCCCACAGUUCACACCACUUCUGUCUCCCCCUGUGGCCGUCUCUGUCUUAUUCUCUCACACAUUCUGUCUCUCUCAUCGAGCCUCUCAUCAACUGCUGACUCUGCCAGGCUCUGGGUCUGGACCUCAUUCUGGCACUCUGGGCGCUCUGUCUUGGAAAAGUAGCUCUCUGAGCCUUGAAGAGAGGAUGGACAGAAUCUGUUCAUUGGGGACACAGUGGUGGAGGCGGGGUGGUUCUGGGCUCUCCUCUCAUGGGACGUACAGACUUGUCCUCAGACAGUGACAGUCCCAAGAGGGCAGGACUUCAGUGGAGGCGGUAGAGGGGUCAGGGAUGCCAUGGAAAAAGCACAGGCAGAGUGGAAGGUCGGGGGAGGCCAGGGAGGGCUUCCCAGAGGAAGGGACAGCGGCUAAGACCCAGUUGGCUGGUGCCACGUGCCUAUAAUCUCAUCACUCUGGGAGGCUGAGGCAGGAGAAGUGCAAGGUCAAGCCCAGACUGGGCAACUUAGUGACUUAGUGAGACUCUGUCUCAAAAUUAAAAAUAAAGCACUGGGGGUAUAGCUCUGUGUGAAGCCCUGGGGUGGGCCUGGGUGGCAGCAUCCUCCUUGGCAGCCUGGCAGGUAGGAAGGGGACACAGGACCCCAGUGCAGAUCCCAGUGGCUCGGAAAGGCGGCUGCUCCUAGCAUGGCUCCAGUGCUACAGCUGAAGUUGUGUCCUGAGCACUAACUGCCUGUCCUGCCUGGGGCUCAGCCAUGUCCUGCCUGUGUCCCAGGCAGGCGCUCUACCU